This is a messenger RNA of Colletotrichum fioriniae, 1320 nucleotides long. RefSeq lists its product as uncharacterized. NCBI's taxonomy places the organism in Eukaryota, Fungi, Ascomycota, Sordariomycetes, Glomerellales, Glomerellaceae. The record is from RefSeq and is a predicted model, not a curated record.
AUGGUCGCCCCCAAGACCCUUCUCGCCGCCACGGGCACCCUCGCCCUGGCCACUGCCUCCUCCUUCACCACCAUCACCACCACCAGCACAGAGCCCGCCACCGCCGCGGCGACGAUCACCGCUCCCGUCGCCCCGCCCAUGCCACACGGCUCCGGCCCGACGGAGGCCAUGAUCGCCCGCCGCAAGGCGUGGUGCACACAAAACAACGCCGAGAAGCGCCGCGCACCGGGCUGGUACGAGAGCCCGGACGAGUACGCCGGCGCCAUCGGCUACUGCGUCCGCUUCUACCUCGACGAGUACAAGCGCGACCCGUCCAAGGCCGGCUGGCUCGAGCAGUCCAUGGACAGGACCCUCGGCCGCAAAAAGUUUUUGGUCGCCGACUUUGAGAGGAAGGCCAGCCCUGCCCCGACCGCGAAGCCUGUGGCCAACGACGCCGCCGCCUCGAAGAAGGAGGAUCCCGUCAGCGAGGAUCCCGUCAGCGAGGAUCCCGCGAGCGAAGACGAGGUCCGCGUCAACACUGCCAAGAUGGCGGACAUCCUCAAGGAGAGCCUCGGGCUCACCGACGAGCAGCUCAUGGAGCUUGGCUUCAAGCUCGGCAAAAACGGCUUUGCUUUGGUGCAUGCCCCCGAGGAGGACUCCGAGGCUUCCUCUUCCCUUCUCUGGUCCCCCAAGUUCGGUCGCCCUGCCCGCCCUCUUACGCUUCACCCCCUUCGCAAGCUUCACGGCAAGGCGCCCGCGGCUAACCAGCCCAAGGGCAAGGGCAAGGAGCCCGCGGUUGAGAAGCCCAAGGUCGAACAGCCCAAGGUUGAGCAGCCGAAGCCCAAGGUUGAGUAUCAGAAGCCCAAGGUAGAGGAUGAGCAACCCGCAGCUAAGGAGCCCAAGGGUAAGGAGAUCGCGGUUGAGCAGCCAGCGGCCAAGGAGCCUAAGAGUAAGGAGCCCGCGGUCGAGCAGCCCGCGGCCAAGGAGCCUAAGGGCAAGGAGCCCGCGGGUGAGCAGCCCAAGGCCGAUCAACCCAAGGCCGAUCAACCCAAGGCCGACCGGCCCAAGGUCGAUGAGCCCGCGGCCAAGGACGCCAAGUCCAAGAAGUCCAAGGACGAGGAGAUGCCUCACCACGACCACCCUCACGGCGGCCACCACGCCCACCCCCACCACGACGAGCACGAUAAGGAGAAGGAGGAGGAAGAGAAGAAGAAGAAGAAGGAGAAGGAGAAGGAGAAGGAGAAGGAGCAGCACCCCUACCACCCCGACCACCCCCCUUACGAGGAAGAGCCCCUGGAGGAUCACCCGACGCCGAAUCCGACAAAGAUAUUUCCCCAUUAA